Messenger RNA from Xyrichtys novacula (pearly razorfish), 6605 nucleotides. The record is from the annotation of a GenBank genome assembly. Lineage: Eukaryota; Metazoa; Chordata; Actinopteri; Labriformes; Labridae.
CUCUCCGCUCUUGUCUCUGCUCACAGUCAGACGCUCCGGCGGAAACGUCGCUCCUCAGUGUUUUCCGUAGUCAUCGUAGACUAGCAGGUAACGGCUGACAGUGGACUUAGUGCACACAAAGAAAAGAUUUAGUUAGUAUCUUUGUCUCAUUUUCUCAAAAUGCCACUGGAGAAUCUGGAGGAAGAGGGUCUGCCUAAGAACCCUGACCUGAGAAUAGCCCAGCUGAAGUUCCUGCUGACCAUGGAUGGUCACCGACAGGAUGCUAAAGUGAAGACGGAGCUGAUGGACUCGAUCAAAGCUAACAGUGAGUUAGCACAAAACCGCAAUAAGUCAUGGUAGCCGAAAUAGCCAGAACACUCUACAAAUGUUUUAAUGUAUACACUUAAAUGUUUAAGUUGUGGCUUUUUUGUCUCGGGAACAUCGAAAAACACACGAAAACAUUUUACUAGCUCAUGGGGAAACUAGCAUGUCAGCUAGUUUUUAGCAAACGCCUGCUAACUAACACGAAAUGUGUUCGCUAUUAGAUACUGUACACCGAUAAACUAUAUCAUUGUGAACUUAAGGGUACAACUAAUGUUUGUGUCACGAAGGGUGUAAUGAUAGUUUUUGUUGAAACGAACAGUGUGUGAUAUUGAAGAGUCUGCUGUCAUUUUAAUAGACUUCAUUAGCAAACACAAAGGGAGGAGAAUAUUCACUAAAAUGCACCACAGUAUACCUGAAACACUAUUUAUUGUUUUUAAUAACAGGUUUUCACCUUUCUGACCAUGCCAAGAAAAACUGAAUAUGCACAAGUUUCUUAAAAAGUAGAUUUUGCUGAAACAUGAACCGGGGUUACAAACUACAGGUGUUUUUCUUACAGGCUUUUGGCUCAAUCCCCAAAUAACAAAACCUUUUUACAAAACAGAUCAGGCUCACUUCUUAGAACAAUAAGUUUGUUCACAACAGGUCAGAGUUUCUCAUUCAUUUAGGUAAACCUCACUUCUUUUUUAAAAUUGUUUGUUUGUUUGUUCAUGUGGACACAAGAGCGGGACACAAAAUUCUUUUGUGCAUUAUGAUUUUCAGUGAACUUGUCAAACCCCUCUCAGCUCAGAAACACUCACAGUUUCAUGCAGAAUUAUUAUUUUUUACUAGGGCUGGGUGAUGUGUGAAAAAGUUUAUCAUGAUAUAUAUUUUUUCAUAUCAGUCUAUAUCGAUAUAUAUAUCACAUGUAUAAAAAAUGAAAUUUAACAGUGCUUAUUGGUAGCAUGUCUUUUGCAAUACAAUAAGCUACUGCAUCUGUGAGGUCUUUGUGUCUCUUUGACAUUUUAUUGUAAGGCAUUGCACUAAAGAAAGUGGACUGUUUCUGCUGCACAAGCACCAUGGGCCCCUUGCUUCGCUCAGGGUUUGAAAUCUUGUGCAUUGCGCAUGCUCUGCUGUGUGGCACUGCUUCAAGUGGUGAAAAAGAUGUGAGGUAUUCCCCAACUUUGCAAGAACAUGUACUCAACAUAAUUUGGAGUGCACAUUACUCUUCUUCAUGUCCAACCUCAAAAUACCUCCACACCACCGACAAUUUCGUGCCAGUGUUGUUGAUGAUGUCAUCAUCUGUUGAGUCUUAAGGUCCUCACACACUGGGAACGAUGCAAAUAUAAGACGCGAAAUUAAAAAAUAAUUUCGCAAAUGAUUUUGAUGCGCCUGACUAUACACAUCAAGUACAAUGUGAUUUUGCAACUUUCGUGACUUUUGUGUUUAAAAAGACGCGUCCCGGGUGGAAGCGAUAAGACUGACACAACAGCAGACUGACUGUUUUCAGUUCCGAUUAGACACUCAUGUUGAGAUGGCUGUCUGUCAUGAUAGCAUGUAUUGAGUCGGGGCCAGUACCAGAUAAGCACAUGAAACUGACAAAACAACUUUUCAUUCUGGUGGCACUGGUUAUACACAUGAGAGAAAAUCUAGUUUUUGCAUCAUAAACAAAAUGUUUGGGUGUCUUAACUACCCUUUUCAAACAUGCAGUUUUAGAUUAAUACACCAUGAAACAGUUGAGAUGAUUUGACUGACAGUUUAGAGAAACUUAAGACUGUCCCCAAAAAUGAGCUAAAAGAAUUUGAGGAAAAAGUGUAGAAGCUUUUAAACCUGAACCAUCAGAGUUUAUCAAACAAUUUUUUCCCCCUCUCUACAGACAUGGCACCGUACUAUGAGGGCUUGUGUAAGGAUCUGAAGUGGCAGCUGGACAGUGACCUGCUGAGUAAAAUGAAGAAAGCCAAUGAAGAGGAGCUGAAGCGCCUGGAUGACGUGCUUGAGGAUGCAGAGAAGAGCCUGGGAGAGAGCGAGAUUCGAGACGCCAUGAUGGCCAAAGCUGAAUAUCUGAUCAGAAUUGGAGAUAAGGUAACGCUUCACUCAGCUGACACAACAUUCAUAGCUGAGCCAGAGUCUGUCCAGACCACUCUGACACCCUGAAUAUAAUUCCUUGAACCUGGCCUUUGGGGCACGCCAACUAUUUGCCACUGUCACAAGGUGACACCUCACACCCAACAGUGUUUAGUAGCGUGGAUGCCUUUAUAAAAUAAGAAAUAUAUGCACUGUGAUGUAAAACUGGCCAAUAUUAUGAUAAUAACUCACCAUUUUUAUGUUUCCAACAAUGUCUGCAUUUGCAAUAUGAAUCCAAAGUAAAUCCAAGAAACAUUUUCCACCUUAAGAUAAGAACCAAUAAUCUGACUGCAUCAAAAUAGUGUAAAAGAGUGACCUUUAUAUUCAGGCUUUCACCCACUAGAUAAAGUUGAAGGGUUGACUAAGUGAGAUAAUAUUGUUGACUUGAAUCAAAAAACUUUUCUUAUCUAUUGUGUAGAUUUCAAGUCUUCAGGAUGUGGUUAUUGUAAAUGAUCAUUUUGUGACAACACUGAAACCAUUUUUAACUGUGCAGGCCCGGACUGUAGAAACUAAAGGUGCAGCCGCGUGUGUCUUUACCAUCAGAGCUCUUCAUUCACUCCUCAUAACAGCUGCCUAUUACUGCACAGCAUCACACUAAUAGUUUUUAGAUAUCUACAGUAUACUAUAUACUGUAGAUAUACUGUAGGUUACUGCUCUUCAUGCUGACAGGAAGACCGACUGAUCAAACUUGGACCAGGAAAGUGUUUUCCAUCCCUGCGCCAAUCGGUGCCUCCGCGUCUUAACUCAUGUUACUCAUUUCAGUCCGGUCUCCUCUGCAGACAUGCAGCUGCCUCAGUAAGAGAAGUAGCUCGAUCACGUAAUGUGUACUGUUGUUUAUUCUACCGUUACUGGCACGGCUAACAGUGUAGCAAGGCUAACAGCAGAUGGCUAACUUUAGCUUGUAUAUUACACGGUGCUUCACCGUUAACUCGGCGUGACCGAGAUCAGCACAGCGGAGAACAUCGUGAAGUGUGUAAAUUCAAACUUGCCGGCGAAAACUGGCGAGUUUUGGCCAAUUACCAAUUAGUCUCAUACGGGCUAAAACUGGCCAAUUUAAUUGGCUCGCUGAUAAAUCGUUCAGGCCCUAAUUUCUACAUAACUUAAGAUCAGAAUCAACUUUUUUGAUAUGACUUAAUUAUUUUUAGCUUAUUUGCAGGUUGUCUGUCAUUAAACGAGUCAAACUCUAAUCGAAAAAAAAAAAAACUCACAUUUUUGUCAUUAUUCUGAUUUUGGAUGUUUCAUAAGGGUUAUUCCUUGUUGCACUUUUCGGUGUUAGUUUUGUGGAUUGAUAAAAGAAAGUUGUAUGGUUUGUAUUUCUUUUUUUUUAUUUGACUUCAGCAUGAUGAAGACAUUUAAAAGUUGGCCAUCUACGUUGUUUGUUUGGUAGUCUCAUACUGAAUUGUAUUUUCUGUUUGCAGGAGGGCGCUCUGACAGCCUUUAGGAAGACCUACGACAAGACGGUGGCUCUGGGUCACAGACUAGAUAUCGUCUUCUACCUGCUGAGGAUCGGUCUCUUCUACAUGGACAGUGACCUCAUCACACGCAACUCUGAGAAAGCAAAAAGGUGAGGUCUCUUCUAUCCUCAGCUGGAAACAUUUUUGCUAAUAGUGUCUCAGUGGUGUUGUAGGUUCUCAUCCACUUCACUGUGUUUACAGCCUCAUUGAGGAGGGGGGAGACUGGGACCGGAGGAAUCGUCUAAAGGUGUACCAGGGCCUGUACUGUGUGGCCAUCAGGGACUUCAAACAGGCUGCUGAGCUCUUCCUCGACACAGUGUCUACCUUCACCUCGUAUGAGCUCAUGGACUACAAGACCUUUGUCACCUACACCGUCUAUGUCUGUAUGAUCGCCCUCAAGAGGCCUGACCUCCGAGAAAAGGUAGAUCUCAGAGAGGAAGUUUGUUUGAAUUUCUCACUAAUGUCAGCAGUGAAAAAGAUGAUAAACACAGUGGAAAUUUGUGCAAAUUUUCACCAUUGUUGUACUGUUGUGUGUUGUCUCUAGGUAAUAAAGGGAGCAGAGAUCUUAGAGGUGCUGCACAGUCUGCCUUCUGUCCGCCAGUAUCUGUUCUCCCUGUACGAGUGCCGUUACUCUGUCUUCUUCCAGUCUCUGGGUGAGGAAUCUUGACCGUGAUUGUCAUAAAAACAUUGAAAUUUUUUUUUUUUAAUUUAAAUGUGAUUCACAAAUGAUUGAAAGACUUGAUUUCCCUUCACAGCCAUGGUGGAGCAGGAGAUGAAGAAGGAUUGGCUUUUUGCGCCACACUACCGUUACUACGUGAGGGAGAUGAGGAUUCAGGCCUACAGCCAGUUGCUAGAGUCCUACCGCUCACUCACCCUGGGCUACAUGGCUGAGGCGUUCGGUGUCAGCACAGAGUUCAUCGACCAGUGAGUGCCAGUACACCGUGUUCAUAUAUCAGAUCUGUGGUCACAUUAACGGUAACAGUCAAUUACACUGGUUGACCUUUUGUUCUCUUCAGGGUUUAGGAGCAGGGAGGUGUUGGAGGGCAUAUAAAUGCUCUCAGAUAGAGCUGGGUAGUUUUUUAGGAACGGGCAUGAUUAAUCAAUGAAUCAGGAUCAGAAUGCCCUUUAUUGUCAUCAUAUUGGAGAACAACGAGGUUGGAGAGCUUUUCUACCUAUUUCAAGUGCAAUAGAUAAGUAAAAAAAGAGAAAAACAGAAACAAAAUUAAGAGGUACAAUAAAAAUAGGUACAAAAUAUAUACAAUGUGCAAUGAAAACUAUAUACAAGAAUAAGGAAGAUAAAUAAAUAUUAAGAAUAAUAUAUGUGUGUGUGUAUUCAUAUAUCUUAUAUGUAUUUAUAUGUACAAUGAUCGAUUAAUUGAUCGUUAAGAAUUGCGUCGAUCGCGCAAAAUUUCGAUUGAUCGAGGAGGGCAGGUUUUUUUGCUUAUUUUCUGCCGUUCCCAUGAAAAGAUGAUCAAAUUGAUGAUUGAUCGUUAAUUAAUAUGAUUAAUUGAUUAAGGGACUUUUUUAAAAUGCCCAUCUCUAGUUUUUAUAGCCUCAUGUUACCAUGAAAAAAUCUGAUGGACAUACAUUUUGGAUAAUGAUUUUGUCCUGGGCGUGAUUUACUCUAAGAGUUCUUCAUUUGUUAUUGUUCUGUUGCAAUAUUUAAGCAGCUGCCUCACACCGAUGCUUUAAAUGAAUAAUUCUUUCCAAAUCAAGUGGAUUUCUGAUCUUGAUUUGAGGGAAAUUGGGUUGAUAGCUCUAGUUAGUGUUUGUCAGGACAGCACCCAUAUUGCAUAUCGACCCUGAUACUCUGACCGCACGGCCAAGCUUUGUCGUGUCGCUGCAGUAACGUAACAUGACUCUUGUACAACUUCAGACUUUCUGUUGUUAAAGAAAAAAAAAACUCUCCCAUGUCUUUGCUCUUUGAUUUGAGAUGUACACUCUCACUGCUCUGUACUGUAUGUGUCUUUAAAAGACAUACACAUUACUGAGCAUUACAGCAUUGAUUCUGUACCAUGCAUUGAUGCAGAGUGCAUGAUGGCAUAUUGCAGUAUCCAUAAUUGGAGCACAGCCCUUCAGAUAACGUUAUGUCAUAGAUUUUUAGAUUCAGGCUGGACCAGCGCUGAUCAAGAAUUCUUAGAAAACUAUGCGGGAAAUUUAUUUCUGUACUUGUCAUAUUCUGAAGCUGAAAACAUUAAAGCAAUGACCUGAAUCCACGUUUCCUUUUUAGAAGUAGGUGUUAGUGUCAACGAAAGGUCAACAAAAGAAUAUUUGAACAUUUACUGAAACACUUGUUUGAAAAAUGAAUCUUCUGUUGAAUAUGGAGAGAAACUGACCAAAAUCCUUUUCUCCUUCCUUAGGGAACUGUCCCGGUUCAUCGCUGCUGGCCGUCUCCACUGUAAAAUUGACAAAGUGAAUGAGAUUGUGGAAACAAACAGGUAAGAGCACUGAUCUAAUAUACGUCCAGAGUAGCCUACUUAAUAUGGACAGACCUCUAAACCCUUUUCAUGAUUCCUUCCAGACCUGACAGCAAAAACUGGCAGUACCAGGAAACCAUCAAGAAGGGCGACCUGCUGCUCAACAGAGUCCAGAAGCUGUCCAGAGUCAUCAACAUGUAACAACCGUGGCCAUGUGUUUUUUUUCAUCACAGCAGGGAGACUUGCAUCUUUCUUCUUGGUAUACCUGAUCCUGUAGUUUGUCAGACAAAGCGACUCAUGUGUAUAUAAUAAAGUUUGUUUAACUGUUGGA